This is a messenger RNA of Chrysemys picta bellii (western painted turtle), 3438 nucleotides long. RefSeq names its product SWI/SNF related, matrix associated, actin dependent regulator of chromatin, subfamily e, member 1 (gene SMARCE1). The record is from RefSeq and is a predicted model, not a curated record. Gene Ontology annotation, cellular component: SWI/SNF complex. Gene Ontology annotation, molecular function: nucleosomal DNA binding; nuclear receptor binding. Gene Ontology annotation, biological process: negative regulation of DNA-templated transcription. NCBI's taxonomy places the organism in Eukaryota, Metazoa, Chordata, Testudines, Emydidae.
ACGUCACGUGGCAUGCGUGCCGGCCCGGCGAAGCGGCUCCUCGCUUGGCUUUCUUUACCCGCUCGGCUCUUCAGAUUCGCCAUAGAAUAACCGUCCGCCCCCUGCCCUUAUUGUAGACGAUAAAAAUCCCCGGGUGACGUACGAAGGUGUCUGGCUCGGAAUAAACCUGGGGAGGGAGCAAGGGAGCGGGGCCGCUGGGACGCCGUGUGGAAUGUGCUGAGGCGGAAGGGCAGGUGGCUUCCCGCUGCUGCCCGGACCCCCAGUCGCUCGGUGUUGGUUGGGAACAAAGGGGCCGAGGCCGGUGCUGGAGCGGAGUUUGAGAUAGAAUGUUAGCGGGCUGAAAAUUUAUCUACCAAAAUGUCAAAAAGGCCAUCCUAUGCCCCACCUCCCACCCCUGCUCCCACAACCCAAAUGCCCAGCACACCAGGGUUUGUGGGAUACAAUCCAUACAGCCAUCUGGCCUACAACAACUACAGGCUGGGAGGGAACCCGGGCACCAACAGCCGGGUCACGGUAGGAGAAUCAACUAUUACAUCAUCCGGCAAACAACAGGAAUUGACCAGAAAUGGCUUUAGAGCUUCCUCUGGUAUUACAAUUCCCAAACCCCCAAAGCCACCAGAUAAGCCUCUGAUGCCCUACAUGAGGUACAGCAGGAAGGUCUGGGAUCAAGUGAAGGCAUCCAACCCUGACUUGAAGUUAUGGGAAAUUGGCAAGAUCAUUGGUGGGAUGUGGCGAGAUCUCACUGAUGAGGAGAAACAAGAGUACUUGAAUGAAUAUGAAGCAGAAAAGAUAGAGUACAAUGAAUCCAUGAAGGCCUACCAUAACUCGCCAGCUUACCUUGCCUACAUCAACGCAAAGAGUCGGGCUGAGGCUGCGUUAGAGGAAGAAAGCCGACAAAGGCAAUCACGCAUGGAGAAAGGUGAACCUUAUAUGAGCAUCCAGCCAGCAGAAGACCCAGAUGAUUAUGAUGAUGGAUUUUCUAUGAAGCACACAGCUACAGCCCGCUUCCAAAGGAACCACCGUCUGAUUAGUGAGAUACUGAGUGAAAGUGUGGUACCAGACGUCCGCUCCGUUGUCACUACAGCUAGAAUGCAAGUUCUCAAACGUCAAGUUCAGUCCUUAAUGGUUCAUCAGCGAAAACUGGAAGCCGAGCUCCUGCAAAUAGAAGAGCGCCACCAGGAAAAGAAGAGGAAGUUCUUGGAAAGCACAGAAUCCUUUAACAAUGAACUGAAGAGGUUAUGCAGUUUGAAGGUGGAGGUGGACAUGGAAAAAAUAGCAGCUGAAAUUGCUCAGGCCGAGGAACAGGCCCGCAAGAGGCAAGAGGAAAGGGAAAAGGAAGCCGUUGAGCAAGCUGAACGCAGUCAGACCAAUGCAGCACCUGAGGCAGAGCAAGCCGUUAACAAGACGGAGGAGAAGAAGGAAGAAGAGAGCGCUCCCAUGGAGACCGAGGAGGCUCACCCAGAAGAAACUACAGAGAACCAGCAGAACGGUGAAGAAGGAACAUCCACACCAGAAGAUAAGGAGAGUGGCCAGGAAGGGGUUGACAGUACUGCGGAGGAAGGAACUAGUGAUAGUAACACUGGUUCAGAGAGCAAUAGCGCAACAGUUGAGGAGCCUCCAGCAGACCCUGCCCCCGAGGAUAGUGAGAAGAAAGAAUAAAUAUUGGUUUAUUCCAUGUCUCUUCUUAACAAGUAUUGUUUUGAGUUUAAAAUGUGCUGUGCUUCUUUUUUUUUUUUUUAAUCUUCCUUGUCCAGAUCAUUUGUCACCAAAGGAUACUGGGCAUUAACUACUUGAUUAUCAUAAUGUAUCAAUACCAGCAUGGCCAACCUAAAGGGGCCUUUAGGGGUGAGGAAUGUCUUAAUAGUAACCUACAAAGGAAAAGACAGUAUUUGUGUCCUUAACCAUUGCUCUAUGAUAGAUAGAAAGAUAGUAUCCUUCAUGGGCUGGGUUUUCUCUCUCUCUCCUCCCCCUUCCCCCCCACCCCCCAAGUUAAUGAUUUUUACACAAGAAAUAUCAGGUAACUACUCUGUCCUAACUAGGAAUUCCUUCAAUGACUGGUGUGGCAUCCCCUCCCAUUCAGCUGACGAUUGGGUAAAGUACAGAUUGGGUUUGACCUUUUGUGAGGGUCACCAAACCAUUCCAGUUCUCUGCCUUAGCCUCAGGUGUUUUCCUCCAAAUCCAUCAUCUUGGUUAUCAUAAGGGAGUACUAAAUAUGUACCCAGGGAGUUGAUAACUCAACCCUGGAUGCUAAUGAAGUUGCAUUGAAUUGGCUGUUGGGGAAACUUUUGUUUGAAGCAUUUGUACUCACUUCUAUACAAUAAACACUGGUUGGCAUUAACAUUUUUAGAUGUUCUAGUGCAGUCUGCAUUGGUGUCAACCAAGAAACUCCACUGGUUCCAGGCCAUAAUAGCGAGAUCAGACCUCUGAUUGCAUAAGCCCCUCCACGGUUUGUUUUGUUUCUCUCUCUCAAACUAAAAACUAACUUAAAUUCCUCUGGCUAAAAUAAUGGAUUUGUCUUUCAGGUAGUUGUCAUGUUGUUAUCCAUAUGCCAGGAAAAGAGCAGGAAGUGUUAGAAGGGAUAAAAGCGCAGCAGCAUGGCAUGUAUUGCCACUUUGCUUUGCUUUUCUAGCUGCCUCCCUUUUUUGCCAAGUGCAAUAUCUCCAGUAAGUGCCAAGUCCUUCAGCCUUUGCUCACUGAAAACUUGCCUUUAAAUCUACGAAGAGCUUUCCUCAAUAAGGGCUGCAGGACUUGGUCCUAAUUCUUCUGUGUGGUCUCUGCGCUCUCUUGUACAGUAACUGUUUCACAAGAGAGAAAAGGCAGGUUGUUCUGGUAUGCUCUGAAGUGUCAUGUGCACAUUUCCAAAUGAUCAGAAGCUCGAUCUGCUUCCAAUGCUAUUACUGUGGUUAUGGUAUGCCUCAGGGCUGUUUUAUGUAAUGUGGGAUUCGUAUCCGCAUCAGUCCUUGUUCAUCUAUGCUCUUUGAUCCCUUUGUUCAAUACAAAUGAUUUUAUUCAAAGGUGUGGCAAAAUAUAAAGCAAGGGAAUACUUAAACAGCAUAUUUCUUGCCCUCCCAUGCUGACUCUGUUGUAAACGCAGAACGAACAGUAACAAAUAGACACCUCCCUUGACAUGAGCUUUCAAAAUCUCUAGCAGUUUCAAAACAUGAAAAUUCUGUUGUCCCCCACCCCAAACAACCAACCCUUCCAAACAAAAUGCUCCUUACCUUUUGAUAAAAUUAAGGCAGACACCAGACAUUUCAUGACUUUUUCCAGCUAAAAGAGACCACAUGAUGCAUUUGCUUCAUGUAAACUCUAGUAUGUUUUUACUGAAUAGUAGUAUUUCUGAUAGUGUGUUCUCUUUUAAAAACAAAAUAAAACCCUUUUGGUCUUUUUUUAAAUGUUCUAAACAUAAUAAAAUGGAACGUGUUUUUUUAAAAAAAA